GACAAUAUCUUUAAUUAUCUCCACGACUUGCGAAUAUCUUUGAAAAUACUACACUAAUUUAUCUGAAACAUGUUUUAGUCAACUUGCAAAACUUUUUAUAGGUUCGUGUGAAACAUGUGGGCGUGUGAUCCGACGUUCACUUCGACGGUGAUGGACAGUUACGGAGACGUGGUUGGGUCCACGUUCGCUCAAGCACUCACUAGUUUCCUCGCAGCGCAGUGUGCUCUUGUUGGAGACCAUCUGUGGCCAGAGGAUGCUAUUGACUCUGUUGUCAAUGGUAGUAGCUACGAUUUUGUGGUGGUCGGAGCAGGAUCAGCCGGCUCAGUCGUAGCAAACCGUUUAAGUGAAGUCUCAGAAUGGAAAGUAUUACUAGUGGAAGCUGGAGGAAAUCCUACUUUAACUACAGAGAUACCACAAGUAUUUUACAACAACAUGGGAACUAAAGAAGAUUGGAAUUACAAGACCGAACCGCAAUCUGGCGCAUGUCUCAGUUAUAACAAUAAAGCAUGCGCCUGGCCUAGAGGAAAAACUCUAGGUGGAACCAGUAGUAUCAAUGCUCAAUUUUAUGUCAGAGGAAACAAAUUAGACUACAAUGAAUGGGGAGACAACGGUAACUACGGUUGGAGCUACGAAGAUGUUCUGUCUUACUUUAAAAAAAGUGAAAAAUAUAUGGGAGAUAUUUCAGCAAAUGAUACCUAUCAUAGCACAGAAGGUGAAUUAUAUGUCACAAAAGAUAAAAAUUUAACGCCUUGGGAAGAGCUGGUUCUUAAAGCAUACCGAGAGCUAGGAGUACAAAAUGUAGACGAUAUAAACGGAGAAAAUCAAAUGGGUGUAACACAAAGUCAAAUUACCGUUUAUAACAAGACAAGAAUGAGUACCGCUAGAGCAUUUCUUUCGCCAAUUCGAAAUAGAAACAAUUUGCAUGUUAUCAAGAAUACAAUGGCUACAAAAAUCCUAUUUAAAGAGAAUACUAAUAUCGUAAACGGAAUUUUGUUACACAGAAAUGGACAUGAUUUCAUUAUUAAUGUGAAAAAAGAACUAAUAUUGUCAGCAGGAGCAAUUAAUUCACCGCAACUUUUAAUGUUGUCCGGUAUUGGGCCACAACAAGACUUAAACGCCCUAAAUAUUUCCGUAAAAGCUGAUUUGCAAGUCGGAAAAAACUUGCAAGAUCAUGUCUUUGUGCCAAUAAUAUAUACAGCACCCGUAAAUGAAUCAGAGCAUAUUACUCCAAGCAUUAUAACACAAAACUUCUACGAUUACAUGGUGAAUAAACAAGGCUUAUUGUGUGACACCAGUCCUCAUAGAAUUAUAGCCUUUGUCAACACCACUGAUUCGACUGCCACCAGUCCCGACUUACAAUUUCAUCAUGUUGUAUUUCCUCCAAAUAUUAAUUAUCUAUUAGAUAUGUUCGAAAAGCACGGGCUCAAGAGCGAUAUCGUAGAGCAAUUCCGUGAAAUGAAUAAAAAUAAAUACGCGGUGAUUAUAUAUAAUGUUUUAUUGAAACCGAAAUCCCGAGGAAAAAUUUCGCUUCAAAGCGAAAAUCCAUUUGAUCGUCCAUUGAUAUACGCUAAUUAUUUUAAUGACACUGAAGACAUGAUGACGCUGAUAAGAGGUAUGAGAAAAUAUUCUUUGAAAUUAGGCGAAACAGAUACUUUCAAACAAGCAGGAUUACAUUUAGAAUGGUUUAAGAUACCAGCAUGUGAUAGCCUUGAUAAAACAAGUGACGAAUUUUUGGAGUGCGUUUCAAGAGAGUUAACGUUUUCUUUGUAUCACCCAACGGGCACGGUCAAAAUGGGACCACAGGACGAUCCCACAGCAGUAGUGACACCUGAUUUAAAAGUACGAAAUAUCGAAAAUUUAAGAGUAAUCGAUGCUGGAAUUAUGUAUUCGAUUGUCAGAGGUAAUACCAAUGCACCAACAAUCAUGAUUGGAGAAAAAGGUGCAGAGCUUAUAAAGAAAUAUUGGCGCAACACUGUCGUAUAAAUAAUUGAGAUUUAAAAAAAAUAUAAUUAUGACCUAUGAUUAUUAAUGCUGUCGAAAAACAGAAAAAAUAUCCAAAAAGGUCCUUCUUCGAAGUGAGCGCGCCAAUUGUUAUCUUCAAAGGGUUGAAUUUAACUAAAUUCCAUUCGCCCCAUUUGGAGACCUACCCCUGAGAGUUUUCCAUUUCAACUCGGGUAAAUACGGAAACUUACACGGCUUUUACGACACAAAUACGGCUUUACCUAGAAAAAUGUGCCGUAAGACGUAGCUAGGGUAUUUGUGGUACGAAGUACGUCGGUAACUAAAUAGAUACGUUCAGGUUACUAGGUAACUUGACGUUGUCACAACUGCAGCAUUGAUAGUCAAAUUGGAUCAUUGAACAAACACUACCAAUUUAUUAAUAAACGUUUUGCAUGAAUAAAAAUAAAAUAAAA
Bombyx mori (domestic silkworm) is the source of this 2414-nucleotide messenger RNA. Its product is annotated as glucose dehydrogenase [FAD, quinone]. Bases 115 to 1983 code for a protein of 622 amino acids. The transcript is spliced from 3 exons. Gene Ontology annotation, molecular function: flavin adenine dinucleotide binding; oxidoreductase activity, acting on CH-OH group of donors. Lineage: Eukaryota; Metazoa; Arthropoda; Insecta; Lepidoptera; Bombycidae. The record is from RefSeq and is a predicted model, not a curated record.